GAGCGCUGUUGGCAGGAAACGUGAUAGAAAUAAAGUCAGGACAUAAUGUCCCCGGACACCUCGGUCACCCAAAGCGACUGCUGAGCCUACCGUGUUAUCAAAUUCGCUUUCAUUUAUUGUCGUCUCCUCCGCCCUCUCGCCCCCCCUCCCCGUCAAGAGAGCGAAGAGUGUUUCACUCUUAAAGCAAAAACAGAGGCGCGGUUUAACCCCACCCCCUACCGCGGGACCACCGUGGCUAAACUGGAGCGGCUAGUUAGCUGAGCCGUUGCGCAGAAAGGGAGCGCUCCUGCAGGAGCCCUGAUGCUGGUUUCACGAGGGCAGCUCCAGCCUUAUCAAAAUUCCUAGAUCCUGCCCCUAAACAGUGCUUUGCGCUUCAAGAUUCUCCUUCGGAUUUCUCGGCGAGUUAUUGGAGUUAUUAGAUUACCAAUAAUCCAGGGGCCGGCCGGGAUUAGAGAAGGGGCGGGGGGGGGGGUGCGAGAGGCAUUCUCCAAAUCUGGAGACUGUGUCUAAAGUAGGUCAAUGGGAAGGAGAGGCGGAGCUACAUGGGGGUUGUCGGUUUCAAGCCUUGAUGGAGGGCUCUCUCUAGUGUUUAGCAGCGGUAAGACAUGAUUAGGUUUGAGCUCCCGGAACCACGGGAAUCCUAAUUUCCAAUAAGCGCAUGUACUUAAUUUUCACUUCCCUUCCUAGAUACUCACCCCAUUCCAUAUUAAAUUUCAACCUUCGCUUUCCCCUUGAUUCCACCGGGCGAAGGGAUGAGAAAGUCUCAAGGUAGGGCUUUAUGAGGCGGAGGAGGCCCAGUCUUUACCAACCGCCCUGACCCCGCCUCCGCUGCUGAUGGGAUGCGCGGCGCAGUGUGACGCCACCCGCCAGUUUUAGGACUGGACUGCGGCCUUACGUACUGCGUCUUUCCAAACCCCAGCCCCGAAAAAGUCCUCUCGGAGCCCACUAAUAGGACCAAUUAGGAGAGGGCGCCCAGGGGUUCUAAUUCUGAGGAAGGCCCAGAGAAAGCGAGCCAACCUUGGAACUCUCUCGUGCGCGCGCUGGGGUCAGCGCCCCGGCCUCUGCGGAAUCCGUACCGCGUCUCUACGGUUUCGGAGAAAUCGGAUUCCGAAAUCCCGAAAUCUGGCCAGGUUCGGCCUUGCAGCUCCUAUUCUAAAGACUUGGGCGGAAACCGAGCCUAGCAGGGUUCCCCUAUUUGCCAACGUAGGCGGAAGGGGCUUUCUGUUUGGUUUUCCUACAAGUAGUCUGGCGCGCACUGGAUGGAGACCCUCAGUCCUAGGGACUCCCGUCUUUUUGACCUUGAUGCCUGGCGCAACCAUCCUCUUAAAGGGGGCGGAGGCAAGCAAAAAGCAAAAAUAAAUAAAUGACGCACCGGGCAAACAAAGGCCAGAAUUGGGCAAUUUGAAGUUAUAAAGUCUCAGAUUGGACCCGAAUUCCUGGGUUCUACUCUGCUACUAACUUGUGCGACUUUCCCCAUUUAUAAAACUUUUGGGGGAAGGGCUGGACCGGGUGAACUCAGAGUCCUGGACCCGGCGCGGGCGAGGGAUUUAGAGGAAAGUGCGCCUAUUCCCCGCGAGCCUCCCGGGGCGGCCCCCCCUCCCCGGGUGAAUCCCCGGCGGCCCUGGCGGCGCAGGCGGCGAUCCUGGCGGCCGUCGGGGGCCGGCAGCUUCCUGGAAAGUUACUUCUCGUUGGAGCCGGCGAUAGGCAGAGAGUGUUCUGUGAAAUCCGUUGAGCUGAGAUCGACUACAUUCCGGGAAUGAGAGGGCUGUGCCAUUCCCCUCACUACCCCCUGCCUUGACGGCGUAACAGGAAAAAAAAAAAAAAAAAAAAAAAAAAAAGAGCACACACAAUGUUAGCUACCGAAGUGCACGAAACGUUUUAUUUGAAUGUAACCAAAUUAAGGGCUGACACGAUCUCACCACGGGGCCUCCGACGCGCCUGCGGGGGCUUCGCGGCAGAUGGGCAGCGGUGCCCGCAGAACGCCCGGGGGUGGGCGGUCCCUGGCGGGCAGGUACGGUAAGGUCGGGGUGGGCAAUGUAGCCGGGGCUUGCGGCGGAGCGCAGGAUUCGGGUUUGUGUUCCUGUGUGCGCGCGCGAGGAAACGGCUGCUUAGUGGCCGCCGAGUGGAGAAGCCGGGGACGGGGUUGAAAGAAUGGAUGGAGCCUUUGGUAUUGGCUCACUCUCGCUGUCGCUCUUAACCUCGCCUCUUGUCCUUCUCUCACCUCCUCUCGUCUCUCCGUCUUCCUUUUCUGCUGUCUUCUCUUCUCUCUCUGCCCUUUUUUCUUUCUUUCUUUUUUAAAGGAAAGGGUUCCUCUUUUUUUCUUCUCCAACUCCUUUAAAAGAUCUGCCUUCUCAAGGUGCCAAAUUGCAAGUCCAGAGAGUUUGAAGAGGCAGAAGAGAGAAAGUGUGUGGGUGGAAAGACAACGUUUAGGUCUGGCUUGGUGGUUACUGCGGCUGGGGCGGGACUGGGGUCCAGAGAGUUCGGUCCGGGCCCUUGCAGUUCAGUUUUCUCUUGGACAGCCCUGCUCUCUUAGCAGUUGUUUUGUGUUACGAGUAUUGCGUGUAGCAUCGGUGGGAUGGCUGGAGCUAGGCAACAGAGUUUGUCCAGGACUUUGCUGGAGAUUAGCUUUCAGUAUUGGGCGAGGCUUGUCCCGUGGAGCUUCAGUGACCUUUUCAGUUAAUCAGGGCUGUUACAAGGAUCCCAUACAGUAACAGAUGGGAAAGGGCCAGGUGGCUGGUAAGAAGCAAAGCGGCUGCUAGGUGCUUCCACACUUGGAGCAUCCGGAGGGAGACAUGGCUUCCCACAUCCACCAUAACACAGGCUCACUAACUGGGGGGCGUCCUAAGCUAGUGCUGGUGGAAGAAAGAGUGGAUUUAAUAAGGAUGUGGGCCUCAGUGUGUGUGCAUUUGUUUUUGACCAAGCUGGGCAGAAGCAGAGGAUGGAAAUGGCCCAACCCCAGGGCCAGGCUGACAAGUAGACCCCUGGGAAUGGCAAGUGUUUUGUUUGUUUGUUUCAAUCUGCAUAUGGAAUGAGUGAGUCAUUGCCACUUGCCAAGGUGAAAUUGCAAAUCUGGGCUUCCAGUGAUUCCAAAAGUCUGUGACUGGGAAUUCACAAGCAAGCUGGUGGUUGAAGCUGGCUAAAGGACAGCCUUAGGUGUUUCAGAAGUGUUCAGGGGCGUCUUUCAUGGGGGAGGAGGAGACGGUUUAUAAAUGAAACUCAAAUGUGUCUUCAGCAUUCUUUUUCAACGGCGACAAUCACUGAACUUUGGUUAGGACUGAUCUAGUGUAUCUCUCUUUGCCCAUCUUGAGUUAGGAUGGGAGAGGAGGAAAUAGGUUCUUUCAUCUCUUCCUGUCCUCUCCCUUCCCCCAUUCCCUUCCCUCAUCCUCACUCACUCACAUGCACACACUAACCUUGAAGCCGAUGGGAUUGAGUGACUGGCACUUGGGACCACAGAGAAAUGUCAGAAUGUUUGGUUACAGACUCAAGGAAACCUCUCAUUUUAGAGUGCUCAUUUGAUUUUAAGCAAAAUUUUGGACUGUGAAUCAAGGCGUUGGGUGAAGACAAAAUGGCCUCCCCGGCUGACAGCUGUAUCCAGUUCACCCGCCACGCCAGUGACGUUCUCCUCAACCUUAAUCGCCUCCGGAGCCGUGACAUCUUGACUGAUGUUGUCAUCGUGGUGAGCCGUGAGCAGUUCAGAGCCCAUAAGACAGUCCUCAUGGCCUGCAGUGGCCUGUUUUAUAGCAUCUUCACGGACCAGCUCAAAUGUAACCUGAGUGUGAUCAACCUGGAUCCCGAGAUCAACCCUGAGGGGUUCUGUAUCCUCUUGGACUUCAUGUACACGUCCCGCCUCAACCUGCGGGAGGGCAACAUCAUGGCCGUGAUGGCCACGGCCAUGUACCUGCAGAUGGAGCAUGUUGUGGACACUUGCCGGAAGUUUAUCAAGGCCAGUGAAGCAGAGAUGGUGCCUGCGCUCAAGCCUCCCCGUGAAGAGUUUCUGAACAGCCGGAUGCUGAUGCCCCAAGACAUCAUGGCUUAUCGGGGCCGGGAGGUGGUGGAGAGUAACCUGCCGCUGAGGAACGCCCCUGGGUGCGAAAGCAGAGCCUUCGCCCCCAGCCUGUACAGUGGCUUGUCCACCCCGCCGGCCUCUUAUCCUGUCUACAGUCACCUCCCUGUCAGCAGCUUCCUCUUCUCUGACGAAGAGCUGCGGGAUGCCCGGAUGCCGGUGGCCAAUCCCUUCCCUAAGGAGCGGGCCCACCCUUGUGAUAGCGUCAGGCCCAUCCCUGGUGACUACAGCCGGCCAGCCAUGGAGAUCUCUCCCGGUGUGUGCCACAGCAGCAUCUACUCACCCAAGGAGGCGGCCCCAGAGGAGACACGCAGUGACAUGCACUACGGCGUGGCCGAAGGCCCCAAGCCUGCCGCCCCCUCGGCCCGGAGUGCCCCAUACUUCCCCUGUGACAAGGCUGGCAAGGAGGAAGAGAGGCCCUCCUCAGAGGAUGAGAUCGCCCUGCAUUUCGAGCCCCCCAGUGCGCCCCUGAACCGCAAGGGUCUGGUCAGUCCACAGAGCCCCCAGAAGUCCGACUGCCAGCCCAACUCGCCCACGGAGUCCUGCAGUAGCAAGAACGCCUGCAUCCUCCAGACCUCUGGUUCGCCUCCAGCCAAGAGCCCCACCGACCCCAAAGCCUGCAACUGGAAGAAAUACAAGUUCAUUGUGCUCAACAGCCUCAACCAGAAUGCCAAACCGGAGGGGCCUGAGCAGGCCGAGCUGGGCCGCCUCUCCCCUCGAGCCUAUACCGCCCCGCCGGCCUGCCAGCCGCCGAUGGAGCCCGAGAGCCUCGACCUCCAGUCCCCAACCAAGCUCAGCGGCGGCGGGGAGGACUCCACCAUCCCACAGGCCAGCCGGCUCAAUAACAUCGUCAACAGGUCCCUGACAGGCUCCCCCCGCAGCAGCAGCGAGAGCCACUCCCCGCUCUACUUGCACCCCCCCAAGUGCACGUCCUGCGGCUCUCAGUCCCCCCAGCAUGCAGAGAUGUGCCUCCAUACCGCCGGCCCCACGUUUCCCGAGGAGAUGGGAGAGACCCAGUCUGAGUACUCGGAUUCCAGCUGUGAGAAUGGGGCCUUCUUUUGCAAUGAGUGUGACUGCCGCUUCUCUGAGGAGGCCUCACUCAAGAGACACACACUGCAGACCCACAGUGACAAACCCUACAAGUGUGACCGCUGCCAGGCCUCGUUCCGCUACAAGGGCAACCUCGCCAGCCACAAGACCGUCCAUACGGGUGAGAAACCCUAUCGUUGUAACAUUUGUGGAGCCCAGUUCAACCGGCCAGCCAACCUGAAAACCCAUACCCGAAUUCACUCUGGAGAGAAGCCCUACAAAUGCGAAACAUGUGGAGCCAGAUUUGUACAAGUGGCCCACCUCCGUGCCCACGUGCUCAUCCACACUGGAGAGAAGCCCUAUCCCUGUGAAAUCUGUGGCACCCGUUUCCGGCACCUUCAGACUCUGAAGAGCCACCUGCGAAUCCAUACAGGAGAGAAACCUUACCAUUGUGAGAAGUGCAACCUGCAUUUCCGUCACAAAAGCCAGCUGCGUCUUCACUUGCGCCAAAAGCACGGCGCCAUCACCAACACCAAGGUGCAGUACCGAGUGUCUGCCACCGACCUGCCCCCGGAGCUCCCCAAAGCCUGCUGAAGCAUGGAGUGUUGAUGCUUUCCAUUCGAGUCCCUUCUCAGAAUCUACCCAAAGGAUACUGUAACACUUUACGACUUUCAUCCCAUGACGUAGUGCCUCUUUCAUCCACUAGUGCAAAUCAUAGCUGGGGUGGGGGUGGGGGGAGGGGCGUGGGGUUGGGGGGCCAAGGCAGCUUCCCUUCCCCUACUGCCAUAAAACAUUAAGAAAAUAAUAUUGCUUCUUCUCCUAUGUGUAAGGCAAACCAUGUCAGCAAAAAGCAAAACCAUUUUAUAUAUCAAAGUGAGGGAGUAGGCAAAAGUUUUGACUUGACUUGGUCUGCAAAAUGAGGAAUGUAUAUGUUUUGCGGGGACAGAUGUUUCUUUUGUAUGUAAAUGUGCAUUCUUUUAAAAGAAGAGACUUCGGUAUGUUAUCAAAGAGAGGGCUUUAAUUUUUUUAACCAAAGGUGAAGGAAUAUAUGGCAGAGCUGUAAAUAUAUAAAUAUAUAUAUAUAUAAAAUAAAUAUAUAUAAACCUAAAAAAGAUAUAUUAAAAAUAUAAACUGCGUUAAAGGCUCGAUUUUGUAUCUGCAGGCAGACACGGAUCUGAGAAUCUUUAUUGAGAAAGAGCACUUAAGAGAAUAUUUUAAGUAUUGCAUCUGUAUAAGUAAGAAAAUAUUUUGUCUAAAAUGCCUCAGUGUAUUUGUAUUUUUUUGCAAGUGAAGGUUUACAAUUUACAAAGUGUGUAUUAAAAAAAAAACACAAAAAGAACAAAAAAAAAAAGCUGCCGAAGGAAAAAUGUGUAGUUUUGUUCUAGUUUUCGGUUUGUAUAUAUACCUGUACAACGUGUCCUACGGUGCCUUUUUUCAUGGAAGUUUUCAGUGAUGGACGAGCGCGCCAUCCCUUCUGAAGUGUAGGCAGACACAGGGACUUGAAAUUGUCGCUCACUAAGCUCUCCUUGGGAAUGUUUGUCUCAUCACAUUCUGCGUCAUGCUUGUGUUAGAACUACUCCGGAGACAGGGUUUGGCUGUGUCUAAACUGCAUUACCGCGUUGUAAAAUAUAGCUGUACAAAUACAAGAAUAAAAUGUUGAAAAGUCAA
Lutra lutra (Eurasian river otter) is the source of this 6760-nucleotide messenger RNA. It is a transcript of the gene BCL6, whose product is annotated as BCL6 transcription repressor. The record is from RefSeq and is a predicted model, not a curated record. NCBI's taxonomy places the organism in Eukaryota, Metazoa, Chordata, Mammalia, Carnivora, Mustelidae. Bases 3566 to 5686 code for a protein of 706 amino acids. Gene Ontology annotation, biological process: regulation of immune system process; regulation of cytokine production; negative regulation of transcription by RNA polymerase II. Gene Ontology annotation, molecular function: protein binding. The transcript has 10 exons.